AUGCGCGGCUCCGCCGGCCUCCAGGCGAGCUUCAUGGCUGGCCUCCAGGCGGCUGGUGACGACCCUGACGACCAGGGAUCGCCCCCCGGCUCGCCACCAGUUCCGCAGCCCAGCGGCGACAGGAAGGCCGCUUGGUCGCCUCCUGGCUCGCCGACCCCGGCCAGGCAGGCCACCCCGGCGACUGCCGCUGUGAGUGUCAUCGACUACAGCCAGCCGAUCGACUUCAGCCGGUCGGGUCCCGGGGAGGGGUCCUCCAGCCAGCGUCCCCCGCCCGCCAAGUCGUCGGUCUUGGAGCUGAAGCCCGCAUCAGAGGUGAGCCUGGGCGAUAGGGAACGCGGAACAAAUGGGCUGCGGAUGUUCGACUUGGGGAUGGAUGUUUGCGCGGAUGCCGUUUCGGGGUAG
Molecule: messenger RNA, 402 nt
Organism: Ostreobium quekettii
Lineage: Eukaryota; Viridiplantae; Chlorophyta; Ulvophyceae; Bryopsidales; Ostreobiaceae
Source: the annotation of a GenBank genome assembly